GUACUAAUAACACUAAUUCUUUGCAAUAGAUCCAAACGUACUUAAUAAUAAAUAUUCAAGCCUAAUAAAUAAAUAAAAUUUAAUAACCAAAAUCUGAAUAAUUAGCAUCAAUUAAUACUUUCAGUGCAAGCAAAUGAGUACAUUAAUCAGAAAUGAUUUAAGUUAAAAUUCAAGUAAAGAAGCAAACUAGAAUUAAGUAAUGUAGUUACUAUAUGACAACAACAACAAAAAAAAGAAUAAAUAAAAAAUGUUACUUAUUUAUUUAGUAAAAUGUCAAAUAGUAGGAGUAGUACUUAAGAAAGGGGGAUAAAAUAGCAUAAAAUUCUCAAUUGACGAAACAGAUAAAAAAAAAAUUGUUCAUUCGUCGGCAGACGCAACAAGGUUCAUUAAGAGCCACAGAUCCGAUCGUAUUUUCUCUUCCGCCCUCUCUUCAAUAAUCUCUUCACUGCGAAUAGGAUUGUGAAGUUGAGUUUCUAUGGAGGGUGUUGGAGGUGACGGUGCCUCAGCGGCUGCAGCAUUGAACCAGCAGAGGCUUGAACUUUCAAAACUUUUCCAAUACUAUUUAGAUAAAACUACUCCUCAUGCUACAUACAGGUGGAUUGGAACUUUUGUCUUCGCAUUGCUUUAUGCUCUACGGGUUUAUUCUGUUCAAGGAUUCUAUGUUGUUACCUAUGGUUUGGGCAUCUAUGUUCUCAAUUUGCUGAUCGGCUUCCUGUCACCUCUUGUUGACCCUGAGCUGGAACCUUCAGAUGGACCUAUGUUGCCAACUAAAGGAUCAGAUGAAUUCAAACCUUUCAUACGUCGCCUCCCGGAGUUCAAGUUCUGGUAUGCCAUAACAAAGGCUUUCUGUGUGGCAUUUGUCAUGACUUUCUUCUCCCUAUUUGAUGUUCCUGUUUUCUGGCCUAUAUUGUUGUGCUACUGGAUUGUUCUUUUUGUUCUUACCAUGAGACGACAAAUUACGCACAUGAUUAAAUACAAAUACGUUCCUUUCAACCUUGGAAAGCAGAAAUAUUCCGGGAAAAGGCCAUCAACAAGCAGCCCAAGGGCCGACUGAACUUCGCCCAGAUUUGGACCAAACAGAGGGGAAGCAGGAGAAAGUGGAUAAGGAAGAAAAAGAAAACAGGAUGGAUUGCUGCAUAUUUUAGUUAAUGUGAUUUGUACUUACAUUAAACUCUGACACGAAAACGGAGAAACAAAUGUAGUAGUUGGUUAGCGUUCUUUAAUUGUUUUCUUUUCCAGUUUUUUGAUCA
Molecule: messenger RNA, 1250 nt
Organism: Capsicum annuum
Lineage: Eukaryota; Viridiplantae; Streptophyta; Magnoliopsida; Solanales; Solanaceae
Product: protein RER1B
Exons: 4
Coding region: 476-1054 (192 amino acids)
Biological process (GO): retrograde vesicle-mediated transport, Golgi to endoplasmic reticulum; protein retention in ER lumen
Cellular component (GO): Golgi membrane
Source: RefSeq, a predicted model, not a curated record